CAUUCUUCUCCAAACUAUUUAAACCCUUCCAAUUCCUUUCUUUCUCUUUAAGAAUUCACGCUUUAAUUAUCUGUCUCUCUCAAGUUCCACGGCCAAAGAAGCAUUAUCACACUCAAGCAUCCUUCCGCACGGGUUAGGAUUAAUUAUGAAGGUGAUGUUCACUUGUUCCCUUCAUGUUUGCGUCAAGUGCGGAUUCCAGUGUUGACCACAAAUUUAGCCGCUAAGAUACACCUGCACAUGCGAUAUGCGAGCACGAGCUCGCCGCAUAACAUGUUCGAGGAAUUGCUUCACGGAGACCCGUUCCACGUGGAGGCCUAUCACAACCUCUUAAUGUUGACUUCGAAGACGAACAAGCCAACCGAGGAACUAUUGAAGAGAAUCGAAGAGGUGUACUGGUAUUGAUGGGUAAAAGGUGUGAAAAUUCUACAAAAAAAUGAUGGGAAAUUGUGAGGGUGAAGUAGAGGUGGGUAAGGAUUGUGGAUUGAUAUUUGAUAUAAAAGAGGUAGGAAGAGGCGCUGACAAAGGGGUUAGUUGAGAGUGACAAAAACAAGAGGUUUUUGCAAGCCAAAUCACAAAACAAAGGGCCAUGCUUGCCAUUUCGGUGGGCUAUUUCAACAAAGAUUCUGCAAAUUUCCCACUUACUCCCCACCUCUUCAAACAAACACAGCUGUAAACUCGCUGUCCAAACACUUCCCAAAGAUUUCGCGGACAGGAUUCUCUGUCUGUUGCUUCUCGUGGACGCGACUUCUCGAGCUUUGAAACAGAUAUAAUUCGGAAGACAAAACAACUCACACAUCUGCUUAACCAACUUAGCUAAACGGUCAUUAUUAUUUGUGCUUAUGCCUGGGAACAAGUACAACGGCAACUCCAGCAACAUUCCGACGAGCCGUUUGGAGCGGUUGUUGAGGGACAGAGAGCUGAGGAAGAGUGGGAGGGCGAGCGAGAACAAUGGAGAAGCGAUGGAGGAGGAGGUGGUGCGGUUGAGAGAAGAAGAGAGCGCGGCGGAGGCGGCGACGAAGGGGGCCGGUGGUGGGGAGGAGAGGCAAGAAACGAAGCCGUUUCGGCAGAGGCUGCUGGUGGUGGCUAACAGGCUGCCGGUGUCGGCGGUGCGGAAAGGAGAGGACGCGUGGUCGUUGGAGAUGAGUGCCGGUGGCCUCGUCAGCGCGUUGUUAGGUGUGAAGGAGUUUGAGGCAAAGUGGAUAGGUUGGGCCGGUGUGAACGUGCCAGAUGAGAUUGGACAGAAGGCACUUACUAAAGCCUUGGCUGAAAAGAGGUGUAUUCCUGUAUUUCUUGAUGAAGAGAUCGUUCAUCAAUAUUACAAUGGCUAUUGCAACAACAUAUUGUGGCCACUUUUCCACUACCUUGGACUUCCACAAGAAGACCGCCUUGCCACCACACGCAGUUUUCAGUCUCAGUUUGAGGCGUAUGAGAAAGCAAAUCAGAUGUUUGCUGAUGUUGUGAACAGGCACUAUGAAGAGGGUGAUGUUGUUUGGUGUCAUGAUUACCAUCUUAUGUUCCUUCCCAAAUGCUUAAAGACACAUAACAAGAAAAUGAAAGUUGGAUGGUUUCUCCACACCCCUUUUCCAUCUUCUGAAAUUCACAGGACACUGCCGUCUCGUUCGGAGCUCCUGCAUUCCGUUCUUGCCGCCGAUUUAGUUGGUUUUCACACCUAUGAUUAUGCAAGACAUUUUGUUAGUGCUUGUACUCGCAUCCUUGGACUUGAAGGUACACCUUACGGGGUUGAGUAUCAAGGGAAGCUAACUCGAGUUGCUGCAUUUCCAAUUGGGAUAGACUCAGAACGAUUUAUACGUGCUCUUGACCUUCCUCCAGUACAAGAUCACAUCAAAGAACUACAAGAAAGAUUUAAAGGCAGAAAGGUAAUGUUAGGUGUUGAUCGCCUUGAUAUGAUUAAAGGAAUCCCUCAGAAAAUUCUAGCAUUUGAAAAAUUUUUGGAGGAAAAUGCUUAUUGGCGUGAUAAAGUUGUUUUGCUUCAAAUUGCUGUCCCGACAAGAACAGAUGUUCCUGAGUAUCAAAAGCUUACAAGCCAGGUUCAUGAAAUAGUUGGUCGAAUCAACGGAAGAUUUGGAACAUUGACUGCUGUUCCUAUACAUCACUUGGAUCGCUCACUUGACUUUCAUGCACUAUGUGCUUUGUAUGCUGUUACGGAUGUAGCACUAGUCACAUCUUUGAGGGAUGGAAUGAAUCUUGUCAGCUAUGAAUUUGUGGCCUGCCAGGAGAAAAAGAAAGGGGUUCUCAUUCUUAGUGAAUUUGCUGGUGCAGCACAAUCUCUUGGUGCCGGGGCAAUUCUUGUCAAUCCUUGGAACAUUACAGAAGUUGCUGCUGCAAUUGCUCGGGCUCUUAAUAUGCCAUCUGCUGAAAGAGAAAAGAGACAUAAGCAUAAUUUUAAUCAUGUAAUAUCUCAUACUGCUCAAGAAUGGGCAGGAACUUUCGUAAGUGAACUAAAUGAUACUGUUAUUGAGGCACAACUAAGGACAAGACAAGUUCCACCUCGGCUUCCAACCAAGACUGCAAUUGAAAGUUAUCAGCAGUCAACUAAUCGACUGCUCAUUUUGGGAUUCAGUGGAACUUUAACAGAACCAGUUGAGAAAACAGGUGAUCAAAUUAAAGAAAUGGAACUGAAGGUUCAUCCAAAAUUGAGACAACCUUUGACAGCACUAUGCAGUGAUCCAAAUACCACAGUUGUUGUGCUCAGUGGAAGCGGUAGACAAGUCCUAGAUGAUAACUUCAAAGAAUACGACAUGUGGUUGGCAGCUGAGAAUGGAAUGUUUUUACAUCCUUCAAAGGGUGAGUGGAUGACUACAAUGCCAGAGCAUCUGAAUAUGGAAUGGGUUGAUAGUGUGAAGCAUGUUUUUGAGUACUUCACAGAAAGAACACCUCGGUCACAUUUUGUUUUUGAAGAAAGGGAAACUUCACUUGUAUGGAAUUACAAAUAUUCAGAUGUUGAGUUUGGAAAACUUCAAGCAAGGGACAUGCUGCAGCAUCUCUGGACAGGUCCAAUUUCUAAUGCAUCAGUUGAAGUUGUUCAAGGGAGCCGAUCCGUUGAGGUGCGAGCUGUUGGUGUUACAAAGGGAGCAGCCAUUGACCGCAUCUUGGGUGAGAUAGUGCACAGUAAGUCCAUGACAUCACCAAUUGAUUAUGUUCUUUGCAUAGGACAUUUUCUGGGGAAGGAUGAGGAUCUGUAUUCAUUUUUUGAGCCGGAUCUUCCCUCAAUUGGUGUGGGUCUUCCUCGAAGCAAGGUAACAACUGAUGGAGUUAAGUUUCCUGUUGAGAGGAAACCAUCUUUGAAUGUUCCAGCUACUAAGAGUGGACCAAAAUCAUUUCCAAAUAAGGCACAACGUCCAGUGUCAAAUUCUGAGAAGAAAACAAAUAACCAUAUAUGCAGUACACCACGAAGGCCAGCGCCCGAAAAGGAAUCAUGGAACGUGCUUGACCUUAAGAAAGAGAAUUACUUCUCUUGUGCUAUUGGACGAACAAGAACAAAUGCUCGGUAUAUACUCGAUUCAUCAGACGAUGUCGUUUCGUUUCUGAAGGAACUAGCAGUUGCUUCUUCCCGCCUUUACCACUGAGUCUAAAUACUGUGCCUUGGCACAGGGAGAAUUCGGCCGAGCUGGAUUCACUGGAGUCACUUUUUCACGCAUUCAUGUAUUCAGUGUAUUUGUAACUGUUGGAUGAAAAUUGAACUGCUGAUAUCUCGAAUAAGUUUUUCAAAUUAGACUGCUUAUAAAAUGACAUCUUCAUCCAACAGUUCCAAGUUGUUGAAUGCAUAAAUGCGGGAAAAGAGUGAAUCCGAAUCCGAAUUCGGCUCACCCUUCACUCCCAUUACAGAAGACUACUUCUAACUUCUACAAUACGAGUGUGGAAACGAGAAUAAAGUUAUGAAAGAAAGAAACAAAUAUAUAGAAGAUCGAUGGUGAUCUAUAUUUGGAAGAUAAAGAAAGAAUGUAAGGCUUUCUAUAGUCCAACUAAGUCUUGUAUAAUAGUGCUUCAUUUGGUUAUCUUUCUUUUCUGCACAAGGCUGUUACCUUUCAGAAACACCCAAUUGAGUUAUCAAAUUUAUUAAACGGUUGAUAAAUAAUCAUUUUAAUGGUGUGCAUAGGAAGUUUUGUAUGGCUGUGAA
Molecule: messenger RNA, 4138 nt
Organism: Glycine soja
Lineage: Eukaryota; Viridiplantae; Streptophyta; Magnoliopsida; Fabales; Fabaceae
Product: alpha,alpha-trehalose-phosphate synthase [UDP-forming] 1-like
Exons: 21
Coding region: 840-3587 (915 amino acids)
Biological process (GO): trehalose biosynthetic process
Cellular component (GO): cytosol
Molecular function (GO): alpha,alpha-trehalose-phosphate synthase (UDP-forming) activity
Source: RefSeq, a predicted model, not a curated record